UGGUUCAUACUUCCGGUAAAGAUGGCUGUAUAAACAGGCGAAAGGGUUUUUUUUUCUUUCCAGAAUCACUAACUCCAAAAAUUACAUAACUACAUGAAAACGAACUUCUUAAAAUGAGAAUUUUACGUUUCGCAAACAACUCGGUGCAAAAUCUAGCGUUUUCGAUGUUGGCAGGACUGAGAGUUUAAUAGCCGUUGCUAUGGGUUGAGCUGUGACUACUUAGCCAGUUAAAAUUUGCAACACGAAGUUGAGGUGCAUGCAUAUUCUGUAAUGUGAAAAAAAGUUAAUUCGCAAGGCGCCGUUGCGUGAUGAAAACUACUGUAAUUUAACAAUGCUGACUUGAAAUGUGAAGCUGUGUUUUUUUUUCUCUGUUGAAAAAUAUUUAAUUUCUUUACCAAUUCGGUCGUGCAUACACAAUGGCUGCCUACUGCGGGUCUAGCGGUCAGACAGAGGUACUUGAUGGGGAUUUCUCCGUGACAAUGGCAGAUUCACGCGGAAGUGUGAACCAGCCGGUGACACCAAGUUUCGAGAUAUUCGGACAAGUCUGGAGCGUGCAGGCGAGGCUUGGGCAGGGCGUUUCAGCUUCGGUUUACCGUGUUACCUCGGAGAGAUCCGCCUCUGCGGCUGUAAAAGAGUUUCAGGUGGAUACACAGGGUGGGGAUUACGGGUAUCACAAAGAGAGAACAAUACUUGAAGACAUCCAAGGACACAGAAAUAUUGUUUCCUUGUAUGGAGUUUUUACAAAUAACUACACUCCAAAUACAUCUACUCACUGCCUUCUUCUGGAAUUGCUUGAUGUCAGUGUCUCAGAGCUGCUGAUGCGGUCCAGCAACCACAGACACUCCAUGUGGAUGAUCCAGCACUGCGCCAGAGAUAUUCUUGAGGCACUUUGUUUUAUGCAUCGGGAAGGUUAUGUGCAUGCUGACCUGAAACCACGUAAUAUCUUAUGGAGUGCAGAUGAUGAGUGCUUCAAGUUAAUUGAUUUUGGGCUUAGUUUCAAGGAGGGAAACCAGGAUGUAAAAUACAUCCAGACUGACGGGUACAGAGCCCCUGAGGCAGAGAUUCAAAACUCUGUGGCUCAGGCUGGUUUGGAAAGUGAUACAGAAUGUACUUCAGCUGUUGACCUAUGGAGUCUUGGAAUCAUUUUACUGGAAAUGUUCUCAGGAAUAAAACUGAAAGAAACAGUUAAAUCUUGGGAAUGGAAGGCUAAUAAUUUUACUGUAAUAGACAAUAUCUUUGCCAGUAAAACUGUGGUUGGGUCUGCUAUUCCAAUCUAUCACCUAAGAGACCUCAUUAAAACAAUGCUUCAUUGUGACCCAAGGCAAAGAACCACAGCAGAAAAGGCACUGUCCAGCCCUUUCUUCAGCAUCCCCUUUGCACCACAUAUUGAAGAUUUAGUCAUGCUUCCAACACCUGUACUGAGACUGCUUAAUGUCAUCAAUGAUAGCCAUCUUCAGAAUGAGGAGGAAUAUGAAGACAUUGUUGAAGAUAUGAAAGAGGAAUGUCAGAAAUAUGGAGCAGUGGUUUCUUUGUUGAUUCCAAAGGAAAAUCCCGGCAAAGGCCAGGUUUUUGUUGAGUAUGCAAAUGCUGGUGACUCCAAAGAAGCUCAAAAGUUGCUGACUGGGAGAACAUUUGAUGGGAAGUUUGUUGUGGCCACUUUCUAUCCAUUGAGUGCCUAUAAGAGGGGAUACUUGUACCAAACUGUGCAAUGAAUUUGCAAAUACAAUCAUUUAAAUACCUGUGAUCAAAAUUGUAUAUUUCAGAAAUAUGCAAACUGCAUACAAAACGAAUUCCACAUUCAUAGUUUAUCUUACUUGCACUGAUCCAAAUUAGGCCAACUGACCCUUGUAAUUACUUAAUGUGAAAAGAUGGUAUUUAUUGAACUGUACUUGCAACUUGGAAUAGAAGACUUAUGAGGUAAAACAUUUUGUUUAGCAUUAAAAUGUAUACACAAUGGCUAAAAUAAAAUGUAUAAUUUAUGCUUCCUGCGACACGUUUUGCAUUACUGACACAAAAUGUAAAAGUUAACAUAUUUUUGUAGCUCUAUCCUAGAAAAAAAAUUACCCUGCCCUUCAUUUCUGCUUUGCACCAGAUUACAUUGUUAGAGGUCUUGCCUUCCUAGUACUGAAAACACUAUAGUGUUUUCCAAUGCUGUCUUAAAACUUCACCCUGUUUCUGUUCCAAGUUUGUUUUACUAGCUGCUGUACGUAUUCUGGCAUACAAUAUUUACAAAACAGAUUCAAAAGCUGUUGAACUACAUUCAUUCAUGUUUAAUGCAUUCAUUGAACUGUAAAAGCACCUGGAAACACACAGGUGUUGGAUAAAUAAGAGUUCUGAACAGUGUUAAAGUUAAUUUAAUGAAUUGUGCAUCCAUCUAAGGAAACGGGUAUCCACUGUCUCAAUUAAACAUACUACAAGGCUGAUUUGUACUAUCUAUGGUCACUAACAUUAUUGUUGUAUAAAUAGAGAUCUGUAGAUAGACUGUGUACUUGUGUAGUGGUUAUUUUUACAAAACGUGAGGGAUGUAAUCUAUAAAUAAAAUACUAUAAUAUUG
Molecule: messenger RNA, 2554 nt
Organism: Lepisosteus oculatus (spotted gar)
Lineage: Eukaryota; Metazoa; Chordata; Actinopteri; Semionotiformes; Lepisosteidae
Gene: uhmk1
Product: U2AF homology motif (UHM) kinase 1
Biological process (GO): positive regulation of translational initiation; regulation of protein export from nucleus; peptidyl-serine phosphorylation
Cellular component (GO): nucleus; neuronal ribonucleoprotein granule
Molecular function (GO): ribonucleoprotein complex binding; ATP binding; protein serine/threonine kinase activity
Source: RefSeq, a predicted model, not a curated record